This is a messenger RNA of Hydractinia symbiolongicarpus, 3651 nucleotides long. RefSeq lists its product as uncharacterized. The transcript is spliced from 8 exons. The record is from RefSeq and is a predicted model, not a curated record. NCBI's taxonomy places the organism in Eukaryota, Metazoa, Cnidaria, Hydrozoa, Anthoathecata, Hydractiniidae. Gene Ontology annotation, cellular component: membrane. Gene Ontology annotation, biological process: calcium ion import across plasma membrane. Gene Ontology annotation, molecular function: protein binding; calcium channel activity. Bases 74 to 3055 code for a protein of 993 amino acids.
CAUGUUGAUAUUGUCAUACUUUAUCUUUAGGUAGAUAUUAAAUGUCUUUUAUAAAUCUUUAUCUGUGAGAAAUAUGUCGUACCGUAAACUGGCACAAGAUAUGGAUAACGACGGAAUAAGUGAAGUGACUGAUACAACACAAAUGCGUUUAAACUCCACCUCAGAUGCAAUUGGAGAUCAGCUGGCCAAGAAUAUUGCCCUUGAUCUUGGUUCAAAAUGGCAGAACUAUUGUUGCAAUCAUCGCGUUGAAAAACACAAAACGGAUAGUUAUAGAAAAGGACCAGCUCCGAUAGACGAAGCUGAGGCGAUGAAAAAAUCCGUAGCAAAAGCAACUUAUGGUACAUUAGACUCUGACGUAGAAGAUUUAGAAUUUGAAGAAACUCGUUUAAAUGGAACCGUAGAAAAUGACAAUCCAUAUAACAAAGUUAGAGCAAAAACAAAUGCAAAAGGUGAUUCUUUGGCCAGUUGUAGAGCGUUGAUUGUUUACUUUUCAAAGCUUGCAAAAACCAAAGAUGACGACGAAACAGUAGAUUUGAAUUUUGUUGAUUCGUUACUUCAAAACGGUGCUGAUAUUAACUUUUCUGACAAACAUGGUCAAACUUGUCUGCAUGAAAUAUCUCGAGGCUGGCACCCAGAUGUUGCAAAGUUUGCUUUGCAACAUGGCGCAGAUGUAAACCGAGCAGACGGACAUGGACGAACACCGCUUCACCUUGCUGCCGCUGUGGACUAUGAUGAUAUGGUAGAAUUUCUUGUGCAUAAUGGGGCUAAUCUCGGUGCGAAGACCAAGGGUGAACUCCAAACGCCCAUGCAUUAUGCCGCGAAAAACAACGCCGCUGCUUCGCUUAAAGCUAUGCUUCGUCUUGGAGCGCAUAUAAAUGACCGUGACUAUAAACGAAGAACACCGCUGUUUGUUGCAGCGGAAACUGCACGUGCCGACGCAGCGCGGUUUCUGAUUGAGCAGGGUGCACCAGCUGGUGUGUACGACGUGAGUGGGACACCCUGCUUAUCUUUGAUGAUUGAAAAGAUGCCACAAAUUGCCAUCGAUGCUGUUGAGCAGUUCCAUUUGUUAGACCGGGCGUUCCGUAAACACUACUAUUACCUGAGUUAUCUCGAGCGCGAUCCCAAGUUUUUGGCUAAUCCGAUUCCAGAGAGCAAACGGGAACAGAAAGAACAGAAAGAGAGAGAAAAGGAAGAAAAAAAGUUGAUGAAAGAAGCUGGAGGGAAGGUGAAAAAGAAGGAGAAGACGUAUGCAAAAACUCCUCUUGAGGUCAUUGUCCAAUACAACCAACUUGAUUUGGUCAUGCAUCCGGUCUUUCAACGCAUUCUUCACGUGAAAUGGAAUAUGUUUGCCAAAUGGGGAGCGUGGUGGUUGGUAUCCAUAAAUCUGGCAUACACAUUAAUUUGGACUAUACUUGGUAUCUUGAUACCACGUGAUCGGAAAUAUUAUUCACCUAUAACCAGCAACUGGUGGCGAUUGGUUCUUGAGUUGAUUGGUGUCAUAUUGACUGGCUAUUUUAUUUUUAUGGAAAUAUCACAACUACGGCUGACGGAAAAAGUUCAUAACCGUUGGCGUCAAUGGCGGACACGUCACGUGGAGAAAGAUUUGCAAUACUGUCACCCGAGGUGGCCAGAAGAGAAAAAGUACCUGGAAUCCGAGUUGGCGCAAAUACGAACGUUCCAGCGCACGUAUUUUCGCGAGCCGUGGAAUAUUUUUGAAUGGAUAGCCUACUUUGUCGUGUUGACGCUCGUGUUGACGCGCAUCAUGUCGGUUGCGUCUAACAACAAAACGGCGGAGGAAAUCCAUCCAAGGAUCUACGCGUUGGGUUUAAUUGUGAUCUGGUUGAGAUUCAUGAGGUCUUGUCGAGCGUUCAGAAGUCUUGGUCCUUUUAUUGCCAUUUUAGGAUCCGUGAUCGCCGAUACGAUGAAGUUCGCUUUUCUCUUUUUUGAGUUCUUCAUACCGUACACUGUUGGCUUCUGGAUAUUAUUUGGUGGUCCGUUGCAUGGUAAAAAGAUGGGAGAGGAGGCUAAAGACUGGGAAAAGUUCAAUGACUUAACGUUCUCUGUUUGGAGUAUGACAUUGAUGGGCGACUUCAAUUGGGAUGGCCUAGUCAUCAUUGAUCGUUUGAUGGCGCAGAUACUAUGCGGCUCGUACUUCGCGCUAGCUGGUGUUGUCUGUAUGAAUCUCUACAUUGCGUUACUUUCCGACACGUUUGCACGGGUCUACGCGCAAGCUCAGGCGAAUGCCGUCAUGCAACAAGCACAGACCGUCAUCAUGUUAGAGGGAAAGUUGAAAAAGGAGAAGAAGUUAAAGUUUGGACACGAAAUACAGGACGAGUGUUCUCCCGAAGAAGUGUAUUCACGUGACGAAGGUAAUCUUCCUGACGACCACGAGAAUGACAUGUUCGAGAAAGUCACUCGUCAAAUUUGCAAUCGGAUUGAUGAAAUGGAAGACUCUAUUAAACGUGGAACUAAAGCUAGCAGAGGCGGUGGCGAUGUUGGUUCGCCUUUCAUGGGCGGGUCGGGUGGCGGGCCAGCUGGUGAUGGCGGCGGUGGUGGAUUGAUGCCAAUGUUUCAGCGGCAAAGUUCGCAGCUGAGUGAUGUCAAGAAAAAUAUCGAUGAGUUAAAGAAGUUAAUGUUACGCUUUACAAAGAUGCCUCAGCAACCGCAACAAAAGUCUUCUUACCCGGAUCCAACGCCAGUUAUACACGCACCACCGCCCAUGUAUAACACUUUACAGCAAUCAAGUCCUGCUCCUUCUGGCGGAGGUUACCCUUAUCCACCAAGUAGGUUGGGGUAUACAACAGAUCCUGGUGAGGAAGCAUUCCCGGGUCCAGGUAGAGGUAGAGGAAAGCGACGUCGUCGAGGGAAGCGUGGACCUGGCAGCGGAUAUGAAAGCGACAACUACAGUAUCGCUUCAGAACAGGUACCGAUGCGAUACAUGCCACGCCCUCCUAGUCCAGGGUCGGUCAAGUCAGCUCCUGGUGGUAAAAAGAAGAAUAAAAAGAAAACAUUAACUGGCAGCUGGGAGGAUAUUCGAACAGAUUUACACGUAUGAGUAAAUUUUAUUACGAGUGGUAUAUCAUUCAUAUAGAACUCAUUAAGCGCAUUAAAUCAUUUUGGGUGGAUGGGGUGGAUUGAUCGUCAUAUUAACAGAUGAUUCACUUCCUGAAUUAAAUGUAUACACAAGGUCUUGUACGAACAGUUUCGUACCUUUUUUUUGUAAGCUUUAUAUCUCAACUUUAUUCAUUGUAAAAUUAGCUUGAGUUUAAGUCCGUAUGAGGCUGGAUCAAUGUUCUCAUGAGUAUAGGAAGUAAACUAGUGUUUAAGGAAAUUCUCGUGACCUUCAUAUAAACAGUUAUUUAAACAGCGGUGCGGUGUUUUUCAGUACACUGUAACGAAGUAAUUUUUUACCACAAGACUUUUCGUUGUUUGAGUUCCGUUCUUGUCUGUCUUUUAUAAUAUACUAUGAGAUUAUAUUGACCGACCUGAAUUUUAAAAUUCCUUAUAUUUUUUUAACCGGAAAGAGAGGUUUAUGCCUGGUUGAGCUACUAUAGAGCGAAUGCGAACAGCGCAUUCUGGUGUGUUUUCUCACAUUUCUGACAUAUAAUUUUGUACUUUUAUAUCAACUAUGUUUAAUAACCUGGAAAAUAA